AUGGCGGCAUUCAUGCGGAGAUUCAGACGAAAGCGAAAGGUGUCAUCGGAGAUGCAUAAUAGAUGGGGGGAUCUCUCAAUCAGCAGUCCCAACGAGGGCUCCUGGUGCGAUCAACCAUCUAUCACUGUCACACCAGAUGUGUCGCCAGAGCCACGAUGGAGAAACAGCUCCUUGAGCUCACUCGACCGGCAAAAUGCCUCCCCUCGGGCUGGGGAUAUGCUACGGCCCAAAACUGCAGGCGAACGAACUGUCUCAAUAGACUCCGCGAUGUCGAUGCCUGUAGGCCAUUAUGAUGCCAAUGUACAGCGCCGGUUCAAGAGGAAGCAGAAACAACCAGGCCAGGGUCUUGGGAUAAGCGACCACAAAGACGGAGGUAGUUGGGGGAAUAGUACUCUGGAUGAAAGCUCCGAUGAUGAAGCAGAAGAUACAAGUUCCAUACCGGCUGCUUCUGGCUCUCUCAAAGGGCGACGCUCAGAGAGCAUUCGAGAUACAAGAUUAGACGAAGCAGACUAUACCCACCGCGCAUCCAAGUCACCUCCUUUGUCAGUCACGUCACGCAUGCGGCAUAGCCUACAGAGUAACACGACGGCUACAACAACUUUGACUGAGCCGUCUGUAUCUAUGCCUGGCACAGCGAGCUCGAAACAUACCAGCUUCACUUCCUCUACUCCAUCGGGUACAUCAGAGGACCCGCGACUACUAUACAAUGCCGCUUACCAAGAGAAGAAGAACGCUCAUCGGUCCAAUAACAAGCAUCGAGUUUCUGAAUCGACCCAGAGACAUGAGCUGGUGCCAUCGUACGAUGAUCUUUAUGGAUAA
Aspergillus wentii DTO 134E9 is the source of this 819-nucleotide messenger RNA. RefSeq lists its product as uncharacterized. The coding region runs from base 1 to 819 and encodes 272 amino acids. The record is from RefSeq and is a predicted model, not a curated record. NCBI's taxonomy places the organism in Eukaryota, Fungi, Ascomycota, Eurotiomycetes, Eurotiales, Aspergillaceae. The transcript has a single exon.